CCGCACGUAGUGUCCCAAAAACAUUUGUGUUGGAAAGGCCCGUGCGUUGCACUCGAAAGAUACAGUGAUAUCUCCAAAAUAACUUGCUGAAAGUCGGAUCAGGAUAACAUAAAAAAAAUUGUUUAUUUAAAAACCAUGGAACUUAAUCAUAAUUUUAAUUUUAAUAUGUGUAUAAAAAAUAAUAAUAGUAACAAUGAAUGCCAAAUUUUAAUAUACUUAAAAAAUAUCAUCCAUAACUGAAUGCAUAGGAGUAAUAAGUUUAUUUGUGUUUUAUUUGACACUAUUAUUCCACUAGCGAAUUCGUGUUACAGUGAUUUUAUACACUGUAAAGUUUUCGAGGAUGCCUCCGCCUUUUAUAUGUGUCCUCGAGCCGAUGGAGUUGGCUCGAGAAUCCGUUUGACCUCCAACUAUCUAGAUUGCAAUUGCCGUAAUUUUGUGAAUAUUUAUAAAAAUAAUAAUUAUUAAAGUAUACUCUAUCGCCGCUAUUAAAAAUAAAUGAAACAAAACUGUGAUAUACAUACGUAGAUCUGUUGUUUUUUUAUUUUUUUUGUUUUAAAAGUAUUUUAUUUAUUUUUAAAUAUUGGAAGACAAAAAUGUGCGCAAAGAUGAGUGUUCUUCAGGGCCGACAUUUAGGAAUUAUGACCCUUACGAGCAGCCCGUGUGAGCUAGACAACAUGAGCUUGUUUCAAGACCUCAAGUUGAAAAGGAGAAAGGUCGACUCCCGAUGUAGUAGCGACGACUCGCCAGUAUCGUUUGGAUCAGCAGGAUCACCACUUGGGAUCCAGCCAGCGGAUGCACCUUCACCCAUAACCUUUCCUGCUCCAGGGGAAAGUAUUGCGGAUACGUCGACCUUGUCACCAGAUGUAAAUAUGCCCAGCUCGCCGGGCUGUCCUGUGGUCAAAGUAAAGAGCGAGUUUCUUCGAGGUAGUCCCAGUCCUCGAAGCCCCGGGCAGCGUAGUUCCGGAAGUGUGGUGAUGAGUGGGACGAAUCUUUCUUAUCAUCAGCACGAUAAUCUACGAGAGACUGCAUCACCAGAUUCGGUGUUCCCCGAGCCAGUGAUGAGCUCAACGAGAGUAAAUGAAGAAAAUAGAGCCCAUACCCCAACACCACUUUCGCCGUGCGUUGAAACGAGUCAUGCGGUGUCUACAACCCCAAUGAGCCAAGAAGAACAACAACCCGGCAGCAGAUGCCAGACCCCAGAACGAGCCGGUGAAUUAUCUUCAGGUCAAACGAAAUUAGACUCGGACAACUCAGUGUUUGAUGGUGGAGGCGGAGGAGGAGGAACUGAUAGAAAUUCUCGAGUUGAUAUCUCGAGACAACCUAGUCCAUCCUCCCAGUACAACAUUAGCCAAGCACCCAGUCCGAGUAGUAAUUCGUCUCACAGUUCUCAACAGCAGCCACCAACACCACCGAGGUCACGAGCUCCUUCAGUUCCAGCUCAUCUCCUUGCUCACCAUCAGUUUUGGUCCCAGAAUUCCGGAGUCCAGGGUUUUGCUGCUCAGAGACUGCUCAAUGGAGUUAUCAGCAGUGUUGGGUACGGACAAAAUCUCACUGGGAAUCCCACUAGUACUGGCAGUCCGGCGGGAAAUGGACUUGGAUCUACUGGCAAUGUCGGAAAUAAUCAAGGUACUAAUUCUAACAAUACAACAUCUUCAUUAUCUGCGUCCGAAGGUAUGAAGCCACCAGCCCAAAGACCAGCCCCCUCAGCUCCUCGACCUCCUCCCACUGUGAUAAUGGGUGAGGUUGGCGGUGUUAGAACAAUGAUUUGGUCAGCACCUGCCUUGGAACCCGUUCCACCACCUGCAGCUUCUUGGACGACGACAGCAUCGUCUGCAUCUUGUUCAUCAUCCGAAGAAUCAGCGGCUCAGUUGCUGCUGAAUCUCGGACAAGAGUCGCGGGGUAAACCGCCUUGUGUUUCGUAUUCCUCUGGACCACCACUUAACAUGGAGAGGUUAUGGGCCGGGGAUUUAAGUCAACUCCCUGCUGCACAACAGUUGCAGGCACUUAAUCUAACAGCAUCUGGCUCGAAUCAGCCGUGGGUUAGAAAUGGUGCUGCUGUUAAAUCUGAAGCAGUAACGCAGUCAAUGCACAGUCAAUCACUUGCUACACCUACUGCAACGUUACCUUCUCAAGAGCAUGAAGAAGACGAAACACCUAUGAUCUGCAUGAUUUGUGAAGACAAAGCCACUGGAUUACAUUAUGGUAUCAUCACAUGCGAAGGAUGUAAAGGAUUCUUCAAAAGGACAGUGCAAAAUAGAAGGGUUUACACGUGUGUAGCCGAGGGUGGUUGUGAAAUAACAAAAACUCAAAGAAAUAGGUGUCAGUAUUGUCGAUUUAAAAAAUGCAUUGAACAGGGUAUGGUACUUCAAGCAGUUCGGGAAGAUCGAAUGCCUGGUGGCAGAAAUUCCGGAGCCGUUUAUAACCUUUAUAAGGUCAAGUAUAAGAAACAUAAAAAAACGAACAAAUCAAGUGGUGUAUGCGGUAACAAUAACUCUAAUAGUGGUGUAAACGGUUCAGGAUCAUUAGUUGGCAACAAGGGAACAAAUGUUGCUACAUCAAUGUUAGAUAAACAUAUGGCUGCUGCGGCUGCAACAACGAUGCUUGAUAAGCAUAUGGCAGCUGCAGCUGCAGCGGCUGCUGCUGCUCAUCAUAGCCAACAGCAACAGCACCAGCAACAACAACAGCAACAACAGCAGCAGCAACAGCAACAGCAGCAACAUGCUCAACUUGCUGGAUCAUUUUUACAUCAUCAUAAAAUUUCAUCGGAUCAACACAAUUCACAACCAACACCAAGUCAUCCUAACCAUCCCUCGCACACGGGGCAUCUGGUUAAUGGGACGAUACUAAAAACAGCACUUACUAAUCCCUCUGAAGUCGUACAUUUACGGCAAAGGCUAGACAAUACUGUAAGCAGCUCGAGGGAUCGUGCUUUCCCAUUGGAUGCAACACUCGCCAUGAUACAAACACUUAUAGACUGUGACGAAUUCCAAGAUAUCGCAACGUUAAGGAACUUGGAUGAACUGCUAGACCACAAAUCAGACUUAAGUGAAAAACUGUGUCAAAUAGGAGACAGUAUAGUUUACAAGUUGGUGCAGUGGACCAAGAGAUUACCGUUUUACCUUGAACUGCCGGUUGAAGUUCACACGAGACUUCUUACACAUAAGUGGCAUGAGUUGUUGGUUUUAACAACUUCGGCGUAUCAAGCAAUGCAUGGUCAGCAAAAGUUUUCAAAUGUUGGGCCAGAUGGUACAAGUGCAGACUUUGUGCAAGAGGUAUCAAAUAACAUGUAUACAUUACAAACGUGCCUAACGAGUAUGAUGGGACGAACCAUAACCAUGGACCAAUUGAGGCAAGACGUCGGCCUCAUGGUAGAAAAAAUAACUUACGUUACACUUAUGUUUCGACGGGUUAAAUUACGGAUGGAAGAGUACGUUUGUUUGAAAGUCAUCACCAUGUUAUCACAAGAUACUAAAUCUCGAGGUAGUACGCCGGAAUUAGAACAAAUUCAAGAUCGGUACAUGACUUGUUUGAGGAGUUUUGUUGAACACAGCGCACCUCAACAACCUGGACGUUUCCAUGAUCUUCUCCAUCGAUUGCCCGAAGUGCAAUCGGCAGCUACAUUGCUACUCGAAAGUAAAAUGUUUUACGUUCCUUUUUUAUUAAAUUCAGCGAUUCAAAGAUAGUAAAAACAAAAUAAAUGGUAAUUAUGCUAGGUUUAUUUGAACACAUAUAAUGCCCGACAUAUGUACAAUGUUUAUUUUAUAAUUUUCAAAAUGAAAAUUGUAUAGAAACAUUAGGAUAUCGAAGAAAAUUACACUACUGAGUAAUAGGAAAAAACAGUACGAAUGAAGAAUUAAAAAUUAAGACAAAUAGUGAAUAAUUUGUCGGAACGGAA
Molecule: messenger RNA, 3895 nt
Organism: Cotesia glomerata
Lineage: Eukaryota; Metazoa; Arthropoda; Insecta; Hymenoptera; Braconidae
Gene: Hr4
Product: hormone receptor 4-like
Exons: 12
Coding region: 594-3683 (1029 amino acids)
Biological process (GO): regulation of DNA-templated transcription
Molecular function (GO): zinc ion binding; sequence-specific DNA binding; DNA-binding transcription factor activity
Source: RefSeq, a predicted model, not a curated record